GUGGGGCUGACAACUGUAAACACCAACUGUGCUCCUCAGCUUACCUUGUGACUUGAUUUAUGGGAUAGAUUAGUUAGCUGCUAGUACAUCAGAUGGUACCCGGCUAAGAUCAACAAAAAUGUUUCUUUAGCGCAUCAAACCUGAAGCGCAAAAUGCGAUGCUAUCUUCUCGCAUUUCUCCUGUGCAUGGUCCUCAGCUUCCUCUCUCUGCUGUAUGUGUUCAGUCAGCUCGCCUCCACCCUGGAGGACACAGACGGCUGGGCGGCGAGAGAACACGGGAUACCCGACAGGAGCAGUCAUGAGAGCGGGCGUCUUCUCAGGAAAAUGCCGGGACUGGCAGGCCUCCCAGACCGCGGAGAAGGGCUGGACAGGUGUAAAUCACUGUCAGUUUCUUACUGGAAUCCAUAUUGGAGACUGCCUGCUGAUGUUUGUGGAGUGAACUGCUUAUUGGAAUCAUCUCUUAGUGAGAGGGUGGACUCUUCUGUCAAGAAACAUAGUGAUGAGAGGAGUCACCUGGCUGUGGUGGCCUGUGGCCCCAGGCUGGAGGAAACUCUCACUAUGUUGAAGUCUGCUGUUCUCUUCAGCAAAAAGCCUCUGCAUUUUUACGUCUUUGCUGAGGAAGAGCUACAUAACAGCUUCAGAGAUGCUCUGAAAUCGUGGCCUAGAGUGGUUCAGGCCCAGUUCAACUUCACCAUCUACCACAUCACUUUUCCCAAGGAGAAUGAAAAAGAAUGGAAGAAACUCUUCAAGCCUUGUGCCUCUCAGAGGCUCUUCCUACCACUAAUCCUGAAAGAGGUGGACUCCUUGCUUUAUGUCGACACAGAUAUUCUUUUUCUGCAACCCGUUGAGCACAUCUGGGCCCUGCUCACUCAGUUCAAUUCAAGCCAAUUAGCUGCCAUGGCUCCAGAGCAUGAAGAGCCACGUAUCGGCUGGUACAACCGUUUCGCCCGUCACCCGUACUAUGGCAAGACAGGCAUCAACUCAGGGGUCAUGCUCAUGAACAUGACACGCUUCAGGGAGAAAUUUUUUAAGAAUGACAUGACAGCAGCUGCACUGCAGUGGGAGGAAAUUCUGAUGCCCCUUUUUCAGAAGUAUAAACUCAACAUCACAUGGGGCGACCAGGACCUUCUUAACAUCAUAUUUCACCAUAACCCAGAAAGCUUGUAUGUGUUCCCGUGCCAGUGGAACUACCGUCCAGACCACUGCAUCUAUGGCAGCAACUGUAAACAGGCUGAACAAGAAGGUGUCUUCAUUCUCCAUGGUAACAGAGGAGUUUAUCAUGAUGACAAGCAGCCAGCAUUUCGAGCAGUUUAUGAAGCCAUACAAAAGUACCCAUUUGGUGAGAACAUGGAGACUUCGCUGCUUCAGCCGCUGGAGGCGUCGCUGCAGACAACCACACAUACCUACUGUGGCCGAUCCAACCACCUCUUCACCAAGAGGUUAAAGCAGAGCAUCACGUCUGUUCAACAGGACGUCACAAAAAGAAGAUGACGGCAUCAACAUGCAAAUGCCAUUCCAUGAACAGUGCCUAAUGUCUCUCUGUUGGCAGAGACUUAGAUUUAAGUUACUCCUGUGGAGACGAUGAGCUGGAUGACAAACAGACUCAGGUCAACACCGAACCAUCAUCUGUUUACAAACUUCAUAUUAAGACACUAGAAAUGAAGAAGGGUAAUCUGUGGAUCAGGUUUUAUGCUUUCAUUUUUAGGUGAAGCCAGUUUUGAUACAUAUCUGUCCAGUGAAUUCACAAUCAGGUCCCUAUUUCUUACAAUGGUGGAAAAUGCACUGAAUCCACCUUUUUGGACUUAAUAGCCGACAAGACUGACAUUUUCUUUAUUCCAGACAAUCGGGUGGUAUUUUUUUUUGUUGUGAGGCAUAAUCUGUAGUCACUUUGUACAGUGUCUAAAGAUUUUGUGGGGGGGAAAAAAAGCAGAUUUAUCAAGAGUAUUUUAUUAGAGGUUUAAUAUAAUUCUGCAAUCUGUAUUUUCAUGUUAUUUCCUUGCAGUAUAUCACAGGGAAGGGCUGUCAUUACUUUUUAGGUGCUUAUUAGGUACGUAAAUAUGUUCCGUUUUAUUUAACAAGGCCCGUGCUAAUUGACAAUAUAGAAUCGAUCAGUAUUUAUUAUUGUGGGACAUCUGUGAUAAGAAGCACUUUUUAUGUCUUAACUUGAGAAUUUAGCAUGAGGCUAUCAUUUCAUAUAGUUUAAGAUUGGAGUUUGCAAUACAUUGUUUACUGUACAUUGGCGUAGUACAUCAGUCAUUUUGUUGACUUUACCAACAAAACCACAUUUUCCUAUACCUGGUAGAUUUUCAUAGAGAGCAGCAUUUUCUAAUCAAGCCAGCUAGCAUCAGGAUAUCUGCUCUGUGAUAUGUGUAACAAAACAUUUGCACAACUGAUUUCAAGAUUGUGAGGACACAAAAUCAUACCUAUGAUUUGUGUGUUUUAUUGUAAAGAUGAGAUAAACAUUUAUAUGUAUGGUAAAUAUUUUAUUAAUAAAACAUUUAUAAUGGUA
Molecule: messenger RNA, 2508 nt
Organism: Amphiprion ocellaris (clown anemonefish)
Lineage: Eukaryota; Metazoa; Chordata; Actinopteri; Pomacentridae
Product: glucoside xylosyltransferase 1-like
Exons: 8
Coding region: 153-1490 (445 amino acids)
Biological process (GO): protein O-linked glycosylation via N-acetylgalactosamine
Molecular function (GO): UDP-xylosyltransferase activity
Source: RefSeq, a predicted model, not a curated record